AGGACAGAAUAAAAACGAUACGAAAUAUCAUCAACAUAAUUAUGUACAAAAAACCAAAGGCAAGAUCAACUUGACAAUAAAGGUAUUAACACAAAACAUAUGUUUGUAAAGACAAACAGAAAAACGUGAAAAUAUAAUAACGUACCAUAACCAUAACUGAUUAUUGUGAAUCUUUUCGCAUACUCUGUUUAUGUUUAGACGUUUAUCCGGUUAUUUUAUUUAAAUUGCAAAACUUUCAAUAAAUACAAGCGCAAACGUUGUUUAACGUAUAAGCUGAAUUAUUAACGUCAUCAUUGCAAAGUCUCUUCGAGCUUAUCAAUUACAGAAUUAAAGUUCAUGUAUAUAGACAUCCUUCAAAUAUUGAUUGUUUACACGCAGUCCAAUAUGCACCGUCAAGGUGAGAUUGCCUGAACCACGACUAGAUGCUAAUGCAGAGAAAACUGUAUACAGUUGGCAUGCACACGCCCCAACGCACAGCUAUAGUGGUAGAAGGAAUCGCAACAAGCGACGCUCGCUUUGAAUUGGACAUAAUAGCAACAGGACGUAGAGGUGACGCAAGUAAUUUACAGGAUCAAAGAGAAGAAGAAUGAUAUAUUGGUUUACCCCCAGCCUGAAAAGAAGAUUUCUGUACCAGAGAGCUACCAGUCAAAACAGAUUAAUUUUGGAUAUGACUCAAACUUCAGAGGAGAAUAUCGAAAGAACGGGAGCAGAAUAAUAUCCAGCGCAUCUCCAACGUCUGAGCUGUGUACGUACGAGAGAUCGCACGUGAACAUUCGCAUAAUAUUCAAUCGAGAUUGCUGUGGCAAGUGGUAAUAUACCAACGCAUUAGGGGAGAGAGAUAAUUCAGGAAUAAGUCAUAAAAUAAGAUGCUUCGUUGACUCUAUACAGUAACGACACUUGCGAUUACUGGAGGUGCCUUUUAGUGCUUUCAGAAUCAAGAUAAUGGACUAGCUGUAUUGAACAGAAGAGUGAGUAAAGGAACAUCAACGCAGGAUCCAAGAUGGCGACUGACCAACACGAUGGCGACCCUGCAAGCCCUGAAACCGAUAUCCACAGCGUGCAGUUCAUGGAAGAAUUCACCACCUGCCCGAUAUGCGAACGGGAAUACGAAGACCCACGGAUGCUGCCAUGUUUACAUACCUACUGCAGGAACUGCAUCGGGAAGAAGCAAAAACAAAAUGGCGGCAGUUUCACUUGUGAUUUGUGUAAGGACGGUGCGAUUGUGAAAGUAUCCGCGGUGAACUUGGCAAUUAAUACGAUGGUUGCGAAGAUGAAGUCGAUGUUGACGGGAGAUCAGGCCGAGUCAAGCACCGAAUCGGAGUCAGAUGCAAGUCUCACAGAGAAGACGUGCACCUCGUGUGAAAAAGGCAACGUCGCGACGUGCCGUUGUCAAGACUGUCGAGAGUUCAUGUGCAAGGCUUGCAAGAGGGCGCAUAAUAACGUCAAGAUCCUACGCGAUCACACAGUGGUGUCCAUGGAGCAAUGGCAGAAGAUGAAAGAGAAGGAUCCUCAUUUGGACGAUACAAAUACCGUCAACAAAUUAUGCCUUGAACACAAAGAACCCAUAUCAUUAUUCUGCGAGAUAUGUUCUCAGUUGGCUUGCAGUGACUGUGUUGUACUGUAUCACAAGGGGGAGAAGCACCGCUGCGUUACGAUCGAGGAAGCUGCAGCAGCGAGGAAGCAAGAGUUGGAGGCUGCCAUCCGCAAGACGCAACAGACGGCAGCGAAAUUCCGCGGAGCCUGGGAAAUCCUUGAGAAGACGCGAAAUGAGUUGAAAGGCAGCGGAGAACAGCUUCGCACCGAGAUCAAAGAAGCCAUCAAAAGCGAGAAAGACGACUUGGAGGACCGCGAGCAACGGUAUAUUGGAAAUGUUGAUGCUGUUGUAAAGAAGAACGAUGACAAAAUCGAAGAAAACAUUGAUAAAAUUGAGAUGGCGUUAGAAAAGCUGGCUACAGCUUUUGAGCUCGGUGAGAGCGUUCUUGAUUUUGGUGAUGAGUACCAUUUAUUGUCGUUAGAUCUAGCGCUGCGGUCACGACUUGCGGACCUGCAGAAGCUCCAACCUAGGCUUCCUUCAGAGGACCUGAGCAUCAUUGACAUAUCCGAAAUCACAGGAGAUGACGCAGCAGAUGCAACUGAUGAAACGGACGGAGGAAAGAGUGAAUCGACCGAAUCAGAGCAAGAUGUCAGUGAGGACACGACUCCGGUGUGGGAGCUUGCAUCUACCAUUGGCGCACAAGGUUCCAAAGAGGGAGAGUUUGACUGGUGUAGAGGCGUUUCGGUAUCACUGGAUGGACACACUAUUGUCGCCGACUGGGGGAACGACCGCGUUCAGGUCCUUGAUAAAGAUGGAAAGUUCGUGUGUCUGUUAAACUCUGACAAGAAACCUGCUGGGAAGCUCUCGAUGCCUCAAGAUGUGGCAUGUCUUGCCGAUGGUCGUUUCGUUGCCGUUGAUAAGUCAAAGUUCGUCCGUAUAUACGACCCUCAGGGCCGCUUCUAUCUCCGCUUUGAUACAUCGAGCAAAGAUGAGGAAAUUAAAAUGCUAGACGUCGAGCUGGCCUGCGUCACCGUCGACCGACGGAACCGAAUCCUGGUCGGUGACUGCAAGCGAAACGUCAUCACGUUCCAUUACGCCGACGGCACCCUCUUGAAGACACUGCCUGUCGUCGGUCCCAGUCAUCUCGCCACUGAUCUACGGGACCGCAUCGUUGUCAGCUGUCCCAGGAAACAGAAGAUCCGAAUCAUGACCAAAGAAGGGAAACUCCUUUUGGCUAUUGAUUCGUACGGUGAGACCGGGAAGCUGAAGCCGAGUGGAGUCUGCUGUGAUGCAGAGAAUAACAUCUAUGUGGUCCACAAGGAGCGUGGAGGAGAGAAGGGGGUCCACAUGUACAAUGAUCGGGGCCAGUAUGUAGCAAGUGUUGGUUCUUCUUUCAGAGAGCCAUUCGAUGUUUGUCUCUCUGCAGAGGGCCACGUUGUUGUUUCUGACGAAGAUGCAAUCAAGGUAUUUCGCAAGAAACCCAAAGGCUCACCUUCGGAGUGACCCGACCGUGAGAUGUAUUCAUGAUGUCAAUUUAAGUUGUGUCCGACAAGACUCUUGCAAUGAUGACCAAAGUAAUGGCCCAGAUUUUGCUCCGGAAAUUCAUGGGCAACCGGGCAUGCUACACAUUUAUUUUUUGCAUUUCCGAAUUAUGAAGUUUAAUGAUCGAAAUGUGCUAAUUUGGAUAUUUUUUCUCAUACUUUACUCGUGGCUGGUUAAUAUGAACAUGUAUAGAAUUAUUAAUACAUAUUAAUAUUUAUCACUAUACGUGACUAUAUAAUUUGAUGCUGAAAGGUCUAGAUUGUUCAAAGUAAUGACUUUGAGAGUAUAAUAAUAAGUGAUUAAAAGUGUUUGGAACUUAGGCUUCAUGGUAGUCCGAUCUAUGCGUCAACC
Messenger RNA from Strongylocentrotus purpuratus (purple sea urchin), 3427 nucleotides. Its product is annotated as tripartite motif-containing protein 2. The record is from RefSeq and is a predicted model, not a curated record. Gene Ontology annotation, molecular function: protein binding; zinc ion binding; ubiquitin-protein transferase activity. The transcript is spliced from 2 exons. The coding region runs from base 1001 to 3037 and encodes 678 amino acids. Gene Ontology annotation, cellular component: chromatin; nucleoplasm. Gene Ontology annotation, biological process: positive regulation of DNA-templated transcription. Lineage: Eukaryota; Metazoa; Echinodermata; Echinoidea; Camarodonta; Strongylocentrotidae.